Symbiodinium natans is the source of this 375-nucleotide messenger RNA. The record is from the annotation of a GenBank genome assembly. NCBI's taxonomy places the organism in Eukaryota, Dinophyceae, Suessiales, Symbiodiniaceae.
AUGACAACUGCGGCGCCUUUGCGUCAUCGUCUGGCAGCUUCGUGUGUACUGUUGCUGUGGUUUCAGACGUCAAUUCUUACAUGCUGCGUUGUCUUACUGCCCGCGUUGCCUUUGCUGCUUCUGCCAAGUUCGACUGCCCGGGGACUUUUUUGCGUCAUCGCAUCCUGGUGCCAGGCCGCGUGGUUCGGCCUGGCAGUGUUCUGCCUUCGGUGUGUCUUACGAACACGCAUCCUCAUCCAUGCGUGCGAUGGGGAGCUCGACACCUGGGCGUUGCAGGGCGACCUGCUCUUGAUCUCCAACCACCCUACACGGUCGGUUGGAUUGGAUGUUUCUGUGGGCCCUGGCUUCGGCUCUGGGACGUCUAUCUGGCCUUAA